AUGUCUUCUAAACAAAAGUCUAAGCGUUAUUACAUUCGUGGAAAUAUUGUACCUUUUGAAGAAGAUGCUAGUCAUGAAUUUAAGGGUCAUAGAAACCUGUGUGUAGAAGAGUUACCUCCAUGGACUCAAGUAAAUUCACGAACAGAGAAAGCAUCUAGGAAAGCCGUUUCAAGGGCAAUUAAUGGGUUUUUAAAUACUGGAAAUGGAGGAAUGAUUUAUUUAGGUAUAAUCGACUGUGGUAAAUCAAUCGGAUUAAAGCUCACCCAUUACCAGAAAGACCAUGUUGUUGGAAGUCUUCAAGAUUUAAUGAGUAGAUAUAACCCUCCUGUAUUAUCACAUAGAUAUAAAGUCCGAUUUAUACCAGUUAUAGAUAAAGGAUGUACACCAUCACAGAUAGCUCAACAAUGUAAUUAUGAUUCUAGUCUAAUGGUUGAUCAGUGUGGAAGAACAAGAGAACACAUGUACAGAACACAUCAUUAUUGUUGGUGUGAUAAUGACUGUAUGGCACAGACCAAUUGUGGUGUACUGGUAGCUGAUUAUGUAAUAGAAAUAACUAUAAAAGGCUGGGAUCCCUCUGAUAGUAGAAAUAAAGAUGGUGUGGGAAGUAUAUUGAAUCUACAUCCUAUACAUGAGAACGAAGAGGGCUCGGUUUAUUUUCGAAGACAGGCCAGUCUUGUUAAGUACACUCCUGCUGAUAUAGUACAAGUUACCAGGAAACAAGUACAAGAUGGCUGUAAAACUGAAAUAGAAAGAUUGAGAAAAGAAAUAAGGAAAGCUGUAGCACUGAAAGAGUGUUAA
Molecule: messenger RNA, 798 nt
Organism: Lottia gigantea (owl limpet)
Lineage: Eukaryota; Metazoa; Mollusca; Gastropoda; Lottiidae
Exons: 7
Coding region: 1-798 (265 amino acids)
Source: RefSeq, a predicted model, not a curated record